GCGGUUCCUGCCGUUCGCCGCCAGUAUGACAAGCAACAACGAAACCGUCUCCGAUAUUGCCCGAGUAUAUCGAGGGACCUUCGUCCAUUCGACCCAAAAUGCUGCGGUGGAAAUUCUCGAAGAUACGAUUCUAGGAGUCGAUACAGAGGGAAGGAUUGCCUUCAUUGGUGCAGCGGCAGAAGUGGCCAAACUCGCAGAGACCUGGGGGUUUCGAAUAUCAGACGUGAGACACCUGGGACCUCGGUUCUUCAUGCCGGGCCUGGUGGACACUCACAUUCACGCCUCUCAGUACAGCUACACGGGCACCGCCUUGGACCUGCCUCUCCUGAAGUGGCUCGAGACCUACACCUUUCCCACGGAGGUCAAUUACAAAGACCUUGACUUUGCCCAGGAUGUCUACACCAAAGUCGUGAAACGAACUCUGAGGAACGGCACCACCACCGCCUGUUACUUCGCCACCAUCUACACGGAUUCCUCCCUGUUGCUAGGAGAAAUCGCAGACAAGUAUGGACAGCGCGCCCUGGUGGGGAAAGUGUGCAUGGACGCAAACAACGCCGUGCCACUGUACAAGGAGACGGUGGACCAUUCUACCAAGGAGACCAAUCGGUUCAUUGGUGAGCUUUUAAAAAGAAAGUAUGCCCUGGUGAGGCCGAUCGUGACUCCCCGCUUCGCCCUCUCCUGCACCCCCCCGCUGCUCAGCCACCUGGGGGAGAUCGCCAAGAACAACGACCUGCACAUACAGAGUCACAUCAGCGAGAAUAAGGAGGAGGUGGCCCUGGUGAAGAAGCAGUUCUCCGACUCAGAGUCCUACGCUGAGGUCUACCACAAGCACAACCUCCUAACUGACAAGACAGUGAUGGCUCAUGGCUGCUACCUCACCGAUUCUGAGCUGGAGCUGUUUAGGGAAACGGGAACUGCCAUCUCGCACUGUCCCAACUCCAACAUCUCGCUGUGCAGUGGAAUGCUGGACGUACGCAGGGUCCUGAAACACAAGGUGAAGCUGGGACUGGGCACAGACGUCGCUGGCGGGUAUUCUCCCUCCAUGCUAGACGCCAUCAGACGGGCGGUGGACACCUCCAAAGUCCUGAACAUCCAGGACGCUGAACACAAGACACUCACCUUUGAGGAGGUGUUCAGACUGGCCACACUGGGGGGAAGCGAAGCCCUCUCUCUCCAGGAGCGAACCGGGAACUUCCAGGUGGGGAAAGACUUUGAUGCGCUGCUGAUUAACCCCUUGGUUCCUGACAGUCCGUUUGACAUGUUCCCCAAUGAGAGCACUAAGGGGGUUCUGGAGAAGUUCCUGAAUUUGGGUGACGACCGGAACAUUGAAGAGGUGUACGUCGCUGGCAGAAAAGUGAUCCCAUUUCAGGAGUGAGAGUAGCUACCAGACCCCGAUAACCACGCGCCUUAACCGCAUUAACCGUUUUUUAUCCGUCUGCUUACUAGUUUUACUAUCUAUACAUAUACAGUGUAUAUUGUUGUACUUUUUAAAUAUUGUGUAGCCCAUUGAAAUCAGGGCAUUUGCUUUGACUGGACCAAAGCUUUUGCACAUCUUGUCUGCCCUGGCUUUGCUGUGGUUACCCUGUCGUAGCUCAGGGUGAUGUCAUAAUCGAAGGCCGGGCUGACAGGGGAAAGAGUGUGCCUUUUCUCUUCAGCUAUACAGCAUGCUCAGGAGAACAGAAAUGUAUUCCCAGACUCGUUGGGUUAAUUGCAGUGUGAUUAGCUGGAGUCUGAACCUCAGGUUUAAAUCCCUAGACAACUGAACUGCAUUACAACUGGAACAGCUUAUUUAAUAAUAGAUAUGGAUAGCUGUUCCAGUUGUAAUGCAGUUCCGUGAUGAGAUUAAACCCUAUGAGGUUUAAACUCCUAGACAACUGAACUACUUUACAUUUCAGUGACCUAUUAUUUUUGUAGACGUUUAACAUAUUUACCAUGCAUUCUGAAGGAAAUUUUUUUUUACUAAUAACGCUCACUGUGACAAUGUAACUGAAAAUAUACUAAUUUUAUCAAAUACGUAUUGAGCUUGCUACCUUAUUGUUGUAAGUUGGAACCAGUGUUUAUCUGAAUGUACAAGUUAAUCAUUCAAGUACAGAAUAAAGUAAGCUAGAAACAGUGCACUUUUUGACCACAUCCAAAUGAAACACUGCUGCUCAAAGGGAACUACUAACAUGGGAAUCUAAUAAAAUACCUGUGAAUAUUU
Messenger RNA from Anguilla rostrata (American eel), 2200 nucleotides. It is a transcript of the gene gda, whose product is annotated as guanine deaminase. The transcript has 14 exons. Gene Ontology annotation, cellular component: cytosol. Gene Ontology annotation, biological process: guanine catabolic process. Gene Ontology annotation, molecular function: guanine deaminase activity; zinc ion binding. The record is from RefSeq and is a predicted model, not a curated record. Lineage: Eukaryota; Metazoa; Chordata; Actinopteri; Anguilliformes; Anguillidae. The coding region runs from base 26 to 1375 and encodes 449 amino acids.